Molecule: messenger RNA, 608 nt
Organism: Pomacea canaliculata
Lineage: Eukaryota; Metazoa; Mollusca; Gastropoda; Architaenioglossa; Ampullariidae
Product: kielin/chordin-like protein
Exons: 4
Coding region: 95-568 (157 amino acids)
Molecular function (GO): protein binding; peptidase inhibitor activity
Source: RefSeq, a predicted model, not a curated record
UGACCUCGUUACUUCUAUAAAAUGUUCUCCGGCAGUCUGGAAUAUUUCAUUUUAAGGAUCGUCUGGAAGUGUCUAUAGACCAAGGGCAGCAACCAUGAAGAUAGUUACAGUUGUCUUGCUGUGCGCAUCUUUUGUCUUUGUGCGGGCAGCUGUCAUACCCAGCGGCGCUUGCCGUUUCGACCUCCUUGGAGUGAUCAUUGCCAAUGGGGUCACUUAUGUGGACCGCUACGGCUGCUAUACUUGCAAGUGUCAAAACGGCCUGCUCAACUGCACUGAUAACACUUGUAUAGCUGAACGUGCCGUGGCCCUCACGUGCAAGGGUCCAGACGGCAAGGUCUACGCCAGUGGACAGUCGUUCAAGGAUGCUGAUGACUGCAACACCUGCACGUGUUUCAACGGAAAUAUCGCCUGCACCGAGAUGGCAUGUCUUCGAGGAUGCUAUGACGAUGCUACUGGUGUGUUUCGAAACGAUGGCACCAGGUUCCUUAGCCCUGACGGAUGCAACAGCUGCGCAUGCGCAAACGCCGAAAUCGUCUGCACACAACGAGCUUGCGUUGGUGGAGUUUAAAGCAGAAAAAGGAGAAAUAAAUGAAUGCCUCUGAUCCUUC